Messenger RNA from Nothoprocta perdicaria, 3487 nucleotides. It is a transcript of the gene POT1, whose product is annotated as protection of telomeres 1. The transcript is spliced from 20 exons. Lineage: Eukaryota; Metazoa; Chordata; Aves; Tinamiformes; Tinamidae. Gene Ontology annotation, molecular function: telomerase inhibitor activity; G-rich strand telomeric DNA binding. Gene Ontology annotation, cellular component: chromosome, telomeric region; nuclear telomere cap complex. The coding region runs from base 70 to 2406 and encodes 778 amino acids. The record is from RefSeq and is a predicted model, not a curated record. Gene Ontology annotation, biological process: telomere capping; regulation of telomere maintenance via telomerase.
GAGCCACGGCCUUUCCUCUGCUUUAUAACGUCUUAUACUAACUUAAUAAACUGAAAGAAAGCAGCAAAAAUGCCUGUUCAGUUGCUGAAGAUCAUUAAAGGAGAAUCUGAGGUUCCGCUACCAAGUCACUUGCAGAAAGAGGAAUUAAAACACUUGCGAGAAGGAAUUGAUUAUACCAACAAAUACUUUCAGGGAAUAGUUGUUCUUUCCUACGCAAUAACAAAACUCGGAGAUGGGACAGACUUUUUCAAGGUUGUUCUUCAAGAUUCAGAUGACUUAUGUUCAAGAAUUAACAGCAUCAAUAUUUUAAUACAUGGAAAAAUGGCAGAGGACUGUGCAAAAGUUAUACGUCCUGGGGACACCUUUGUAGUUGCUGGAUUUAAGGUGGCAAAAUCACCUACAGCUAAAGAAGAUGGCAGACAUGCUUACCACUUGAAAGUGUCUGAAGAAGCUGGAUCAGCCGUUUAUAUUUAUACUAAAAGGAGCACAAGGGCUUCAGAAAUGACAUCUGUGUCUGUUGCACCAAAAUAUGUGUAUACACCUCUGAAUCAUCUUAAAGGUGGAACAGUAGUGAAUUUGUAUGGAAUUGUGAAAUUCUUCAAGCCUCCUUAUGUAAGCAAAGGAACUGAUUACUGCUCAGUUGUAACAGUUGUGGAUCCAUCAAAUGCAAAGUUAACCUGCACUCUGUUUAGUGGAAAUUUAGAUUCCCUUCCAAAAAUUUACAAAAUUGGAGAUAUUGUUCGAUUUCACAGAAUAAAGAUCAGAGAAUACAAUGGGCAGAUGCAGGGAAUUACUAGUGGGGGAUUUGCAUCCUUGACAUUUGAUGGCACUGUAGGUGCACCUAUAGUUCCUCGAGCCUCCAGUAAAUUGUACACCUUCUUAGAUGAAGAGCAGAAAACAAUAGAAGAACUGCGUGCCUGGGCAGUUAGUAACCUAACCAUCUCCGGACCCACAGCGAAAUUAUCUGGUGUUCAGCCCAUGAUGUUCUUUGAUCUCACUUGCCAGCUGGUAGGGAAAGCAAGAGUGGAUGGCUCUUCUUUUCUUCUAAAGGUUUGGGAUGGCACAAAAUGCCCCUACCCAACGUGGAAGGUACCUGUGGAAUCAAGAGACUUGGAAGGAGAGAGAGGUCUACUUCAUCAGCUGCGAAAUCUCACAGUGGACAUUCUUGUCUAUGACAACCAUGUACAGGUGGCAAAAUCCCUUAAGAUUGGAAGUUUUCUGAGAAUUUACAGUAUUCAUACGAAGCAAGCAAGUGCUGACAAUCAAGAUGUACCACAUGUAGAAUUCCAUCUUCAUGGAGGCACCUGUUAUGGUCGAGGAAUAGGAGUCUUGCCAGAAAGUAACCAAGAUGUGAGAGAACUAAAAGAAUUUUUAGAAUCUGUGGAUCUGGCAGGCAGCCAGAAUUUGGAAAGCAUGUCUUCAGUGGAAUUAGAGGGCAUUUUUUGCAAUGUUGGAGAUUUUCAGUCCCACUUACAGAGAUGUCAGCAAUUAUCAGUAACAGUAUUAACAGAUCAUCAGGAUUUGAAUAACACAGGACUGAGAACUAUUCUGAACAGCCCUGCUCCUCAACAGUACCGCAUUAGAGCAAAGCUGAGAACUUUUAAACCUCAGAAGCUCCAUCAGUCUGUUAAACUUCAUUGUUCCAAAUGCAAUUCUUUGAAAGAAAUUCCAAAUGGAGAUGACCUCAACUUAAUUUUACAAGAAUCUGCAGCUACUGCCCCAAACCCAGAAUUACACAAUACAUCCUGGUAUGAUUCUGUGAUGUGGACUACACAAGAUCAGAACCAAAGGAAAAUAGCUAUACAUUUUGUAAAACAUGAUGAAAUGCUUCAAGAGCCAGAAGAUACUUUGCUUAUGAUAGAAGGUGGAACACUAAAAGAAAUCUGGAAGCUUUCAAGAAGAUUUAAAUGUGUUAUUCCUGUGAGAUCCUCUGAAGAUGAUCUUGCAUUAUUAGAUCUUUCUGCUCCUUUUCUUUUACAGGGGAGUGUAAAAUAUUAUGGGUGCAAGCAGUGCUCAACUCCAAAGACCAUCAAGAACCUAAGUACCCUUGCAGCAGAGCAACGACCAUCAUGGGAACCAACUGAAAUAGCAGAAGUUUUAGGUAUUGUGCCACUCCAGUAUGUUUUUAUUAUGAAGUUUACUCUGGUCGAUGGAACAGGAGCACUAAAUGCAUACCUUUUUGAUUAUGAAAAGUUUUUCCAAAUUCCUGCCUCUGAAAUCUUAACUAGUAAUUUUCUUCAACAAAAGAUGCAAAUGACCAUGAACACACUCUGUCCUCCAGGAAGAAAACUAGAUGACUUGCCGUGGCUGGAGUGUUUCAUCAGGUCCUAUAAUGUGACAGAUGGAAUGAAGCAUCAAGUUUAUUACCAGAUUUUUGAUACUACGGUUGCUGAAGAUGUUGUAUAAUGAUGUCCAGUUUCAGUUGGACCACAAAGACGGCAUUAAAAAAAGAGAAACAUUCUGUUCUUCAGAAAUCCAGGGUUUGUAUGUAUGUUAAAAUGUAUAGAAAUUGCACUUCAGAGUGUUUGCUCCUUGCCUGGCCAUACAGGCUUGUGAGCUGAUGCAAGUGGAAGUGGUCAGAUUGUUGCUGGAAGCUGUGUGGCUCAGGCUGAUGAAAUCGUCUAGUAUUCAGCUCUUAUCCAGGUUACUCUAAACUAGUGAUGAGGUUACUGUGCACUGACUCUAGUCAGAAUGAUUUUAAUUUGUUGCUUUUCCUGUUAAAAUAAAUGAGUUCUGAAGAAUCGGGCCAGAGGAGCUCUUGAGUAAACUUUUAAUCUCUCACACUAUCUCAUGUAAGUGUGCGUUGCUGUUCUCAGACAAUUUGAGAAGGAUGUUGUACAUUUUUAGAAAUGUAAAGUGUCCCAAAAAGGGACCAUGCUUAUUAACUGGAUCUGUGUUGUCAAAGACUCAUAUACUUCUCUAAAUUUACUGACCGAUUAUAUUGCCCAGAUCUGUGUUUUAUGUCUUCCAUAAUCAGAUUACACUACUGAACUUGGAGAUAGCAAACUGAUCUAGUGAUACCAUGGUUUGAAAAUGCUAACAGUAGAAAAUAAUACUCUGUGGUUUCUACUUGCACUUAGGUGUGUUUUACACAAAUUCAAGGCAUGUUUCUUUAAUGAUAAUUAAUGUAGAUAUUCCUGUCAAGUCAAAUUCUUUUCAGAACAAAAACACUUUAAUAUUUUUAAUGGGAGUUAAGAAGACAAUAUUUGCGAGUAGAUUAUUAUUUUGAUAUAUGUCAUUUUCUUAUUUAACUUUUCAGGAUUGUACAGUAAGAGUAAACUAUGCAAUUGUUUAAAAUUCAGAUAAUUUUUCAAAGCUCUAAUUUUUUUUUGCGCUGACUGUGUCAUAAACCUGGAGAUUGUGUUCUUUAUUGAUCACUGAUAGGAAGAACCAAUUUUAAAAGUGUUGAGUUUCUUGCUGCUUUAGAAAAUAAACUUCAGAAUGGAACAAGUAGUUUAUGUAAGAGUAGUGUUGGCUAAUAGAAGCU